Molecule: messenger RNA, 3419 nt
Organism: Dunckerocampus dactyliophorus (ringed pipefish)
Lineage: Eukaryota; Metazoa; Chordata; Actinopteri; Syngnathiformes; Syngnathidae
Product: small integral membrane protein 10-like protein 2A
Exons: 2
Coding region: 652-852 (66 amino acids)
Source: RefSeq, a predicted model, not a curated record
ACUUGUAAGGCAGAGUAUGCUCCCGUAUUCCUGAAUCUCUGGAAAUGAAUCACACCAACAGUAGUUUCAACACACUAUUUAUUCAUUUACAUGCCUUAAAAACAUGAUUUUGCAUUCAAAUGAUCAUCCAAACCUAUAACCUAUAUAAUGUUUUUUUAUAUAUUUUUUGUCUCCAUGGCUUGUUAAGCGUCGAAAUUGUCUUGUGAGAACAUUUUCUCCAGGAUUGUUGUAAAUAAACCUGCACGAGAAAAGUUGAACAAAAGAUCACAGAUGUUCUACAGAGUAAAAAUACUGAAAAAAAAGAAGAAAUGAAAAAAGGAUAUGGUACACCGGAAUUUGCAGUAUCACCCACCCCGCACUGAUGACGUUUGCCUGACCGUCUAAACUUGGGGUCGCUAUUAUUCCCCUUCCGUGUGUCACACCAUUAUCAGUCCCCCCAAAAAUGACAACAACACCAUAGGAAGAUUCGGCAGAAAAGACGAGGGACGUUGGGGUGGAGCACCAUUGCCAACACAAAGAUACAACCAAAGGAGGAAAUAGUUUUCGAUUCGUUGUCAUUGGGUGACAGAAAAAAAGAUGAACUGUCGCUUACUAGCUGCUGAUUUUCUGCCUGUUCAGCGCACCGAGUGACACCCCGUCACAGGAGCCUCCAUGGCGGGGCUGUCUCACUUGGUGCUCCGCUUCUCGGGCACCGCGGGUCGCACCUAUGGAGUGUUUUCUAAAGGCUUGACCAGGACUUUGAUGAUAUUCUUCGACCUGGCCUGGCGACUGAGAAUCAGGUUCCCUUACAUCUACCUUGUCGCCUCCAUGAUGUUUAACGUCAGACUCCAGGUCCACAUUGAGAUCCACUGAGGCGUCGAUGACUCCGCUCGAACCACACGCCAAGCGUCAGCUCUGCUGCCUGGACGGGGAUAAUGACGACGCUUGCACUGCCAGCCAGGUGACGAAGGGCCCUCAGAUCCUUUCCUCGGGCCUUCAGGCAACAAGUCCAGUGCCUUUUUCAGGGGGAUGGACAGCAGCGACGGGCCCACAUGAGGGCUGAAAGGAUCAUGCUUGAGAUUUAGGCUGCUUGUUUUUGUUUUUUUCCCAGCAUGACACCCUGCCUUUCGCCCGUAAACAUUCAUUCUUCUUCUGCAGUGCAAUAUCACUUUUAUGGGUCAAUUUUGGACCGGCAGUACAACACCGUGAAAGCAAUGGCUUUUUUUGAACACUUGAACUGAGGUUGCUGACGAGACAGGUGCACUGGCUACCUCACCACAGCGCCCCCUACUGGAAGCUUUCAUUGAAGGAAAGGCAACAUGUUAUGGUCACAUCGUCCUCACACUCACUGUUGUAUUUCCGCAUCUUGUCGUCAGUACUGGAAGGGUGGCGUUCACAAACACAAUCACGUGCAUUUUUGUUGUCGUUUAGUGUUUAUUUCUGUGGCUUUGUGUGAGGAUAAGGUGGGACAUUGAUGAAGAUGAAUUCAUUUGUAAAGCAAUAAAUUCAUGAAAUCAGAUGCCCCAGCUUUUUAAAAAAAUAUGUAAAUCUAACAUUUUAAAGGCCUUUAAAUGAAAUACAAGUGGUUUUGAAUGUGUAUAAUUUAUUGUACAUUGGAUACUAGCUAUGGUCAUGAGCUUUGGGUAGUGACCGAAAGAACAAGAUCGCGGGUACAAGCGGCCGAAAUGAGUUUUGAAAUGAGGGUGGCUGGGCUCUCCCUAAGAGAUAAGCUGAGAAGCACUGUCAUCUGGGAGAGACUUGGAGUAGAACCGCUACUCCUCCGCUUUGAGAGGAGCCAGAUGAGGCGGCUCGGGCAUCUGGUCAGGAUCCCUCCCGGACGCCUCCCUGGGGAGGUGUUCAGGGCAUGUCCGACCAGUAGAAGGCCUCAGGGAAGACCCAGGACCCGUUGGAGACGCUAUUUCUCCCAACUGGCCUGGGAAUGCCUCGCGAUCCUCCAGGAGGAGCUGGACGAAGUGGCUGGGGAGAGGAAAAUCUGGGCCUCCCUGCUCAGGCUGCUGCCCCCGCCACCCGAUCUUGGAUAAGCUGUUGAAGAUGGAUGGGUGGAUACUAGCUCAAGGGUGUACAAAGUAUUGUUUGGGUGCAAUUCAGGAUCCGCAGCUAAUUUGUUCUUGGCCCGCAGAGGGUUCUAAAAACCAAAUAACCAAAAAAUAUCAUAAUGAGACAUAAUACAUAAAAUUACUGUGCAUAUAUAUAUAUACAGUAUAUAUACAGUAUAUAUACAGUAUAUACAUAUGUGUGUGUAUAAUGAAAAAAGGAGGGUUAGAUGAAAAAAGAUCACAUUAAGUUUACUAUGUAAAUCAUGAAUUUGUAUAUUUUUUUCCAAAUGAAAUAAUAGAGGUUAGGAAAGAAAUCACAAAUAUUUGCUUUGUCUCCUAUAACAAUGCAGUGAUGUGGGUUGUUUGUGUGUUUAUUAUAUGUAAUAAUUAUUACUAUAUUUAAAAAAACAAAAUGGAAGAGUAUUGCAUGUACGUCAAUGUUCUUCAAUUUGUCUUAGUGGCAAAAGUUUGUACUACCCUGCUCGUCUUAAAUGUGCUGUAAAGCCAUAUGUGACCACACGGGGGCGCCAGCCUAUCAAAUACUCGCUGAAACAACAAAGCCGCCUUGCAGAUGUUGACGGACAACUGAGAGAAAUUGUCACUAUGAUAGCAACUUGUUGCCGUUCUCCUUGAAGGGCGCGGUCUCAAAGCUACCUGUUAUGGUCCAGACUGGGGUCUAUCAUUGCCUUUUCUUUUUUUCAUCAGAACAUUUUCCACUUUGUGACAUCCUCAUUCAACUGAAUGUUCCUAGCAAACUUCACUCUUGAUGCCAGGCUGCGGUGUAAAAAAGCCCAUCAGAGGUUGCCAAGGCGACCACAUUUCUAACUGGUGACUGACAAACCUUCCCUCCUCCUCUCACUGGGGGAAAAAGAGGAUUUAUUUCUCAGGGAUUUGCCAGAGGAAAAUAUUUUAAUAUAGUUAUCACACAGCGCUGGCACACACACACACACACACACACACACACACACGUACACACACACACAGAUCUAUAGAUGAAGGAUAAGUUGUGUUAUGUUUACUAGCCCCUUUCCCACCCUGCUUCUGCUAACUGCCUUUUGUAGCCUCAGAAACAAGGGGGCGUAGGAUGAAGAUUAAAUGAGUUUUAGCCUUUGGCAGCUCAUGUGUUUUAAAGGGGAGCAGCAAUUCGCUGUGCUGCACUGCACAAUGCAAUUCCCUUUUUCUCCAACGAGGAAUAAUGUGAAUUAAUUGGUACCUUUAAAACUGAAAUACAGAGAAGUUAAGCACUGUAUAAUUAAAGUAAAAUAAAGUAAAAGUACAGUACUCAACCUUUGGAAGGUGUUUGCACUCUCUCCUAGUGGCGUUUUAUAGGUAUUGUUUUUAUUUACAGUAUUGACCCGAAUGUACGACGAAAAUGAAAAAUGA